AUGCGUGGAGGCGGGGGCACUGCGGGUGCUGCUGCUGCUCCUCUGCUUCUCCCGCAGCAAUUUGUCGAGCCGUUACCAAAUGCACCGGUUGAGAUAAGUGCGCUGCGCUACGGUCUUCUCUCUCGCCGCGACAUUCACCGUCUCUCUGUUCUCCCCUGUCGCCGCGUCAUUGGGGCGGUGAAGGAGUACGGCGUGAACGAUGCCCACCUCGGUGUGUGCGACCGUAUGUCCGUCUGCGCGACGUGUGGGCUGCGCAGCAUGGAGUGCGUCGGUCACCCCGGUCACAUCGACCUCGAAGCGCCCGUCUUUCACCUUGGCUUCUUCUCGACCAUUUUGCGCAUCUGUCGUACUAUCUGCAAGCGCUGCUCCCAUGUGCUCUUGGACGAUGCGGAAAUUGAAUAUUAUAAACGGCGGCUUUCGUCCACGAAACUAGAGCCCCUGCAACGUGCAGCGCUUAUUAAAGCCGUGCAAACAGAUGCCUACAAAACACGCGUCUGUCUCAAGUGCGGUGGGCUGAAUGGUGUGGUGCGGCGCGUGCGCCCGCUGCGGCUUGUGCACGAGAAGUACAGAGUCGAUCUCCGUCGCGGGGAAGAGUCGGUUGAGAGUCCAGAGACAUUCUUUGACAGCGAGCUUCGCACGGCGUGUGCAUACAACAAGGUCGUGGAGGAGAGCAAAGACCAUGUGCACGACUUUCUUGACCCAGCACGGGUACGGCAGCUGUUCCUCGCGGUUCCACCAGACGAAGUUUUGCUGCUGGGCCUGCUACCCGGUGCAAGUCCCGUCGACCUUCUUGUGACGACGCUGCUGGUACCCCCUGUCCCGGCGCGGCCGCGCGGCACAGCAGGUACCGCGACAGUGCGCGAGGACGACCUCACGGCGCAGUACAACGACAUUCUCGUCAGCUCCGACACGCUGCAGGACGGAUCCCUCGACGCCACCAAGUACACAGAGACCUGGGAGAUGCUGCAGAUGCGUGUGGCGCGGCUGCUCGACUCUGCCCUGCCAGGAUUUCCACCGCACAUGCGCACCGCCGACAUGAAGUCGUACGCACAACGCCUCAAGGGUAAGCAUGGCAGGUUCCGUGGGAACCUAAGCGGAAAACGUGUGGACUUUUCCGGCCGCUCUGUCAUUUCCCCUGACCCGAAUCUUGACGUGGAUGAGCUGGCUGUGCCGCUACGCGUGGCCCGGGUGCUGACGUACCCUCAACGCGUCUUCAAGUCAAACUUGGAUCUCAUGCGCCGUCUCGUGCGUAAUGGGCCUCGUGUGCACCCGGGAGCCGUCACGGUAUUCCUUGCGCAGGAGGGAUCGAGGAAAUCACUCAACAACGAACGUGAUCGCGAGGCAUUGUCAGCGCGAUUGGCCGUUGGUGACAUUGUUGAGCGGCAUGUGAUGAACGGUGACGUAAUUCUGUUUAAUCGUCAGCCGUCGCUGCAUCGUAUUUCCAUGAUGGCUCACCGCGCACGUGUUUUACCAUUCCGUACAUUCCGUUUCAACGAGUGCUGCUGUGCCCCGUAUAACGCGGACUUUGAUGGCGAUGAGAUGAAUGUUCACCUUGUGCAGACGGAGGAGGCUCGGGCAGAAGCCUUCCAGUUGAUGUCAACUGCCAAAAACAUCAUCACAGCAAAGAAUGGCGAGCCUAUUAUCGCAUGCACACAGGACUUUCUUGCCGCAGCGUACCUUGUGACAGCACGUGAUGUCUUCUUUGAUCGUUCACAAAUGUCGCAGAUGGUGUCUUACUGGCUCGGUCCGGUGACGCAAUUCCGUCUGCCGGUGCCGGCGAUUCUCAAGCCAGCAGAGCUGUGGACUGGCAAGCAGCUGUUCGAGCUCAUUCUGCGUCCCUCACCGGGCAUUGACGUUCUGCUUAACCUGGAGGCCACAGCGAAGUUCUACAGCAAGCGCGACAAGUACGACUGUUCUGCGGAGGGCUAUGUGGCAUUCCUUGACUCCUGCUUCAUUUCGGGCCGUCUCGACAAGAAGUUGCUAGGUGGUGGCGCUAAAGACGGACUCUUUGCGCGGUUGCACACGCUGGCUGGCGGCGCCUACACUGCCCGCAUUAUGUCCCGCAUCGCACAGUUCACGUCACGUUACCUGUCGAACUAUGGCUUCAGCCUUGGCCUCGGCGAUGUUGCACCGACGCCGCAGCUGAACGAGCAGAAGGCUGCCGUGCUCGCCCGCUCUUUUGAGAAGUGCAACCAACUGAUCGAGGCGGCCAAGACGGGGCGUAUGGAGCCACUACCCGGUCUUACCGUACGACAAUCACUAGAGGCCCGCCUUAACGCGGAACUGUCAAAGGUGCGUGACGAAUGUGGUACAGCGGCUGUUGAGACGCUCUCCGUGGACACGAACACACCGCUCAUGAUGGUGCAGUCUGGCAGUAAGGGAAGUGCGCUGAAUAUUGCUCAGAUGAUGGCCUGUGUGGGUCAGCAAACUGUGAGUGGAAAGCGUAUUUUGAAUGCAUUCCAGGGCCGAUCGCUGCCGCAUUUCUACCGUGCUGAAGAGGCCCCAAAUGCGCGUGGCUUCGUAGCAAACUCGUUCUACUCGGGUUUAACGCCAACAGAAUUCUUUUUCCACACAAUGGCUGGGCGUGAGGGACUUGUCGAUACAGCUGUCAAGACAGCCGAGACUGGCUAUAUCUACCGCCGUCUCAUGAAGGCGAUGGAGAACCUCAGCGUGCGGUAUGACGGAACGGUACGUAACACAAAGGGUGAUGUGGUGCAGCUCAAGUUUGGCGAGGAUGGGCUAGAUCCGCAGCUCAUGGAAGGUGUUAAUGGCACUCCGUUGAACCUGGAUCAGGAGUGGCUCAGUGUUCGUGCAGCGUACGCGAGGUGGCUUGUUGAGGAGCGUGGAAGCAGCAACGAGAGUAGCGGUGGCCACAAUAGCCGACGCGACAAGAAGCGAGCAAAUCAGGUGGACGACGAAAAUGAUGAGGCCAUCUCGCUGCUCCCCACAGAAGUACUAUCUUUUGUCAGGGCGUGCUUGGACGGUGCACCAGCUGUGUUAGCGACUUGUGAGCGGCAGGAGAAGCAGGAAGACUUGAGGAGAAAGCUACGAGGGGUGCAGGGGGGAGAAGGGAAGUUGGGCGAAGAGCAACAUAAACGGGCACGACGUGCGGCGCUCAUUGCCAACCUUGCAGGUGUGAGUAGCAUGAAGUUUAAGGAGGACGUUGAGAAAUUUUUUUCAAGAAAAGUGAAGGAACAAGAGCGGAUACGUACUUUGCUGGAGCUCUCCUCCACCUCUCGAAAGCGACACAGAACAACUACACACACUGCUGAUGAAUCUACCUCAAAAGAAGAUAGUCCUGCUGAGCUGCGACUCCUGGAGACACUUCAGACGGAGUUGCUGCCGCUCACACGGGGUAUGGUGGCACGCUUCCUGGCGCAGUGUGGUAGCAAAUACCUUCGCAAGGCAUGUGAGCCAGGUACCCCAUGUGGGGCUAUUGCGGCACAGUCGGUCGGUGAGCCGAGUACCCAGAUGACGCUGCGUACCUUCCACUUUGCUGGUGUCGCAAGUAUGAGUAUCACACAAGGUGUGCCGCGACUCGUUGAGAUUAUUAAUGCGAACCGCAACAUCGCGACACCAGUCGUCACGGCUCCAGUGCGACGGUUGCGGCUUCCUCAGGCGAAGAAUGGGUCACACAACGAAGAAACAUUUGUAGAAGAGUCAUCAGAAGCAUUUGAACAACGCGUACGUGGUGUGAAGGCGCAGGUGGAGCGGGUGUUGUUGAAAGAGGUGACAUCGGAGAUUGUGGAGGUUUGCUCAGCCUCUGAGUUUUAUCUUCGUGUGCAUCUUAAUAUGUCUGUCAUUACAAAGUUGCGUCUGCCAAUUAACGCCGUCACGGUGCGACAACGCAUUCUCGCUGCUGCGGCGCGGCCCAUGUCGCCUUUGCGUUUGUUGCGGGAGGACUGUGUAGAGGUAAUGAGCCUUGAUACCCUCGCUGUGUACCCAUAUUUCCUAGAGCCGCAGCGCGUGCACUUCAGCCUUCGCAACCUCCUCACGUUGCUCCCUGACGUUGUGGUAGGUGGAAUCGCUGGCAUCAACCGCGCGAUGAUUUCCUCCAGCGGGGCGGAGGUGCUCGCGGAGGGGGCGGAGCUUCGGGCGGUGAUGAAUCUUCCCGACGUGGAGUCGACACACGUCGUCUGCAACCACGUCGCGGUGGUGGAGCGCGUCCUCGGCAUUGAGGCGGCGCGGCAGGUGAUAGUAAGCGAGAUCCAGGGCAUCCUGCAGGCGUACAGCCUCAGCAUCGAUGUGCGGCACGUGUACCUGCUUGCUGACCUCAUGACGCAGCGCGGAUCGGUGCUCGGCAUCACACGCUACGGCAUUCAGAAGAUGAACUUCAACGUGCUUACAAUGGCGUCUUUCGAGCGUACAACUGACCACCUCUACAGCGCCGGUGCGACGCAGCGGGUCGACGAGAACCUCAGUGUGUCCGAGAGCAUUAUCGUAGGCAAACCGGUCCCGCUCGGCACAACAUCCUUCAGUCUCCUCCUAGACCGCUGCGACGCCUCGGUCACUGCCCCUUCGGGCUCUGCUGUGGGCCGCGUGAAGCGUGCGCUUGACGACCGCUUUGGUGACAGCAGCAGCAACAACUACAGUGUGCGUCACACGCGUGCGGCGCCGCUCGCGGCGAGUGGAACGUUCCGCCUUGAUCUCUUUUAG
Molecule: messenger RNA, 4656 nt
Organism: Trypanosoma grayi
Lineage: Eukaryota; Euglenozoa; Kinetoplastea; Trypanosomatida; Trypanosomatidae
Product: DNA-directed RNA polymerase III largest subunit
Exons: 1
Coding region: 1-4656 (1551 amino acids)
Biological process (GO): DNA-templated transcription
Molecular function (GO): DNA-directed RNA polymerase activity; DNA binding
Source: RefSeq, a predicted model, not a curated record